AUGGCAGAUCUCCCCAAGACCAUGCAAGCUUUGCGCUACUCCAAGCCUGAGGAGUACGGAAUCGUCACCGUCCCUCUCCCAAAGCUCCGUCCCAACGACAUCUUGAUCAAGGUCAAGGCCUGUGGUGUCUGUGGCACUGAUUUGCACAUUCACGAGGGAGAGUUCAUUGCAAAGUUUCCACUCAUCCCCGGACAUGAGACCGUCGGUGUCGUUGCCGCUGUUGGUCCAGAAGUCAAGGGCUUUGCGGUGGGCGAGCGUGUCGUAGCCGAUAACUCCGAGUUGUGCAACGAAUGCUUCUACUGCAGACGUGGCCAGCUGUUGCUAUGCGAGCACUUUGAGGCACACGGUGUGACCAUGGACGGAGGCUUUGCCGAGUACUGUGCAUACCCUGCAGGAAAGGUCUUCAAGAUCCAUAACUUGUCCGAUGUCGACGCAACUCUCCUUGAGCCAGCUUCCUGCGCUGCUCACGGUCUCGAAAAGAUUGCCCCAAAACUCGGCUCAUCUGUUCUCAUGUUCGGAGCUGGCCCUACUGGACUGAACGGUGGAUGCCACGUAGUGGUUGCUGCCCCUGAAGGUCUCAAGAUGGACCUUGCUAAGAAGCUUGACGCCGGUGAUUCCUACAUAGAACUUUCUCGCAAGGACCCUGAGGUCCAGUUUGCCAAGCUCAAAGAGGACCACCCUUACGGCUUCGACAUUGUCGUCGAGGCUACCGGAUCUCCCAAGAUUCUCGAAGAUGCUAUCAACUACGUCCGCCGUGGGGGAAAGCUCGUCGUGUAUGGUGUUUACUCGGCAUCUGCCCGUGUCUCCUGGCCACCAUCCAAGAUCUUCGGAGACGAGAUCACCAUCCUGGGUUCUUUCUCCGAGACCUAUAUGUUCCCCGCUGCUAUCGACUACCUUGACUCAGGCAAGGUUAAGGUCAAGGGUAUCGUCAACAAGACUUACAAGCUCGAGCAAUGGGGCGAGUGCUUGGAGGCUAUGAAGAACAAGAGCGCUAUCAAGGCUGCUAUUGUCUUUGAAUAG
Drepanopeziza brunnea f. sp. 'multigermtubi' MB_m1 is the source of this 1020-nucleotide messenger RNA. NCBI's taxonomy places the organism in Eukaryota, Fungi, Ascomycota, Leotiomycetes, Helotiales, Drepanopezizaceae. The record is from RefSeq and is a predicted model, not a curated record.